AUGGGAUUUCAGUGGACCUCAUGGGGCUUCAAAGUCCUGAACCCUGGGGAUUUAUGUAAUUGUCGAGAAGAUUGUCCUCGAGGUGAUGAUGAACGUCGCGUGUGUCCAUGGUUAAAUUCAACAAAUUGUAUAUCUGGAUGGUAUUUAUGUUCCGAUGGUCAACACAUACCACACGAUGCUGCACAUUGCGAUCUGCAAUCAAGUUGUCAGUUGCAGGAGGACGAUAGAUUUUGCGAUCUAAUUGAUAAAUCACGUAUAGUGCCUUUCGAUCUGGGCAAUAGAUUUGGUCAUUUAUUUGAUGAUUAUCCAUCAAGAGAAAUUCGUUCGAUUACGCAGAAAUUUGACCAGGAUGAGCAAAACAAUGAUUAUGUGGCAUGGUAUUGCAAUCCUGGUGUGUUAAUAUAUGGAAGCGAAGAGAAAAACGACACAUGUUUAUGUCCACCAUCGAACUAUGGUGAUCGCUGUCAAUAUCAACGUAAACGAUUGUCUGUGAUAUUACAGAUACAAAAACUAACAGCCUUUAAUAUUAAUCGCGUAUUCAAAUUGUUAACAUAUCUCUACGAUAAUGAAAAUGAUAAAAUUGUAUCACAUGAACAAAUUGUAUAUCUAUCCCUAACAUUAUGUCUACCAAAAUACACAUUUGAUUUAUUAUAUCCUAUUGGCGAAACACAUCGAAAUUAUUCAGUUUACGUACAUGUCUUCACUAUUGAGGAAGAUUACGCUGUAUAUAAUAAACUAUCAUGGUAUUUUGAUGUUAAAUAUCAAUUCUUGCCAGUUAAUCGUCUUGCCAGACGAUUGAUUCUUACGAUACAGCGACAUUACCGCGAACGACAUUACCGCGAGACAAUACCGCGAACGACGUUA
Molecule: messenger RNA, 864 nt
Organism: Didymodactylos carnosus
Lineage: Eukaryota; Metazoa; Rotifera; Eurotatoria; Philodinida; Philodinidae
Source: the annotation of a GenBank genome assembly